AUGCCAGAAGUAACAAACAAAUCCAGCACUAUCCUAGUCACCGGCUCGAACGGCUACAUCGGCACGUGGAUCGUCCGAAAGCUGCUCGAGCGCGGGUUCUCCGUCCGUGCGGUAGUGCGCUCUGAACAGCGCGGGAAGCACCUACUGGGCUCGUUCAGCACGUACGACGAUAGGCUAGAGCUCGCGAUUGUACCGGACCUCGCGAAGGAAGGUGCGUUCGACGAAGUUGUCAAGGGAGUCGAAGGAAUCGUGCACACGGCGUCGCCUGUGGUCGCAAUUUCGGGUCACCCUGAUGAGAUCGUCAAACCGGCUGUUGGGGGCGUGACUGCAAUUCUGCACAGUGCACUGAAGCAUGGCACAUCUUCGAAGCGCGUCGUGAUAACGUCGUCCAUGGCUGCCGUCGAGUACCAAAGCGAUCAUCCGGUGACAUAUACCGAGAAGGACUGGAAUGUGACCACCAUGGCCGAAAGCGAUGAGAAGGCUGAGAACGCCAGUUCAUAUGCAAAAUACUGCGCGUCCAAGGUGAAAUCGGAGCAAGCCGUUUGGGAGUUUGUCGAAAAGCAUAAGAGCGAGAUAAGCUGGGAUGUCAGUGUUCUCAACCCGCCUUGGGUGUACGGUCCACCCAUCCACGACGUCAACAAACCCAGUGCGCUCAACUCUUCCGCGAAAUACUGGUUCGAUGCGGUGGUCAAAGGAGAGCUUCCUGCGACGGGCUCGACAGAUCCGCUCACCAGCCCAGGCGGAGGCUGGAUCGACGUGAGAGACUGCGCAGAGGCACAUGUCCGUGCGCUCGAGAGGGUGGCUGCUGGAGGCAAGCGUAUCUUCUGCGCGGCGGGAUAUCCGCAUGUUUGGCAGGACUUCUUUGAUACGGCGAAUGGGCUGAAGCCACAGCCGUACGAAGGCAGUUUAGCCAAAGGACUUCCCGAUGGCAUCAAGAGAGUAAAGAAUACGCUUGAUUCAAGGCUUUCGAAAGAGGUUCUAGGUAUAGAGUGGUGCUCCAUGGAAGAGUUGACAAGGGACACUUUGGAGGAUUUCCAGCGGAGGGGUUCUGAGUGGAUAGUCAAUGUCAGCGAGUAA
Messenger RNA from Coniophora puteana RWD-64-598 SS2, 1077 nucleotides. Its product is annotated as D-lactaldehyde dehydrogenase. NCBI's taxonomy places the organism in Eukaryota, Fungi, Basidiomycota, Agaricomycetes, Boletales, Coniophoraceae. Gene Ontology annotation, molecular function: oxidoreductase activity, acting on the CH-OH group of donors, NAD or NADP as acceptor. The transcript is spliced from 7 exons. Bases 1 to 1077 code for a protein of 358 amino acids. The record is from RefSeq and is a predicted model, not a curated record.